Zygotorulaspora mrakii is the source of this 1092-nucleotide messenger RNA. It is a transcript of the gene PPG1, whose product is annotated as putative serine/threonine-protein kinase PPG1. Lineage: Eukaryota; Fungi; Ascomycota; Saccharomycetes; Saccharomycetales; Saccharomycetaceae. The record is from RefSeq and is a predicted model, not a curated record. The coding region runs from base 1 to 1092 and encodes 363 amino acids. Gene Ontology annotation, cellular component: FAR/SIP/STRIPAK complex. Gene Ontology annotation, biological process: peptidyl-serine dephosphorylation. The transcript has a single exon. Gene Ontology annotation, molecular function: protein serine/threonine phosphatase activity.
AUGGAGUUGGACGAAUGCUUGGAGCUGUUGUACAAGGGGCAACUGCUCCCGGAAGUUACCGUAAGAGCAUUAUGUUUCAAACUCAAAGAGAUGCUCGUCAGGGAGUCUAAUGUUGUGCAUAUCCAGACUCCUGUUACUGUAGUUGGUGAUAUCCAUGGCCAAUUCCAUGACAUGCUUGAGAUAUUCCUUAUUGGUGGUCCAGUUCCUGAUACAAACUAUUUGUUCUUAGGCGACUAUGUGGACCGAGGUCUUUAUAGCGUCGAAACCAUAAUGCUCCUAGUUGUUUUGAAGCUGCGAUAUCCGAAUCGAAUCCAUCUACUUAGGGGAAAUCAUGAAUCCCGCCAAAUUACCCAAAGUUACGGAUUCUACACCGAGUGUUCCAACAAGUAUGGAGAAGGAUCAAAAGUCUGGCAAUAUGUAACAGAUAUAUUCGACUACUUAGUGCUCUGCUGCAUUAUUGACAAUGAGAUUUUCUGCGUGCACGGCGGACUAUCUCCCAAUGUCCAAACUAUAGACCAGAUUAAAAUAAUAGAUAGAUUUAGAGAAAUUCCGCAUGAUGGCGCAAUGGCAGAUUUAGUUUGGUCUGAUCCCGAAGAGAUAGAUACUAGCAGUAUUGGGCACAGAGAGAAUUUUUACCAUGAAUCAUCGCAGCAAUUUCAAAUUUCUCCAAGGGGAGCAGGCUAUACCUUUGGUAGAUGUGUCGUGGAGAAAUUCCUUCAUUUUAAUCAGAUGGACAGAAUUUACCGAGCUCAUCAAUUAUGUAACGAUGGUUAUCAAGUUUACUUUGAUGGGUUAGUUACCACUGUUUGGUCUGCCCCGAAUUAUUGCUAUCGCUGUGGCAACAAAGCAUCGAUACUUGAACUGUACAGCAAAAACGAAUUCUAUUUCAACGUUUUUGAAGAAGCUCCAGAGAACAGAUUGUUGAACGAUAAUUUUAAUUCUUCUAUUACCAAUGGUUCCGCCAUUAACGAGUAUUUCGAUGACGCUAACAACACAGGGUCAACCGAAACUUCAAUAUCAGAUGUCGAUAUUUUCUCUGACGCAUAUCAAGUGAAGUCAGCAUCGUCAAGACGCGUGGAGUAUUUUCUUUAA